This is a messenger RNA of Alternaria viburni, 450 nucleotides long. RefSeq lists its product as uncharacterized. The coding region runs from base 1 to 450 and encodes 149 amino acids. NCBI's taxonomy places the organism in Eukaryota, Fungi, Ascomycota, Dothideomycetes, Pleosporales, Pleosporaceae. Gene Ontology annotation, molecular function: single-stranded DNA binding. The transcript has 2 exons. The record is from RefSeq and is a predicted model, not a curated record.
AUGUUCUCCACCACCUUCCGCGCUGCGGCCCGCGCACCCACCUCGACCUUCGCACGCAGCUUCUCGUCCACCCGCCCCUCGCAGGUCGCGCGCAUGACCGUCAUCGGCCGUCUCGGUGUUGCGCCAGAAGAAGUCACUGUCUCUGGCGACAGGACACUUGUGCGCUACGUAGUAGGAACGAGCUACGGCAAGGGCGAGGACAAGAAGACCAGCUGGUUCCGGAUUGCGAGUUUCGUGCAGGGCGCGCAGAAGGAUUUCCUGAUGAACGUGCCCAAGGGAUCGAUGCUCUAUGUGGAUGCGGAUGCGCGCAUGGAGACGUACCUUGACAGCGAGGGCAACAAGAAGAGCAAUUUGAGCUUGGUCGCACGCAACUUUGAUGUCUUGUCUCGUGCUCGUAUUGAGGACACGGAGAAUAACGACGAGGGCCUUGUUCAGGAAGCUUCUGGUUAG